UCUUCGUCUCUGAAGAGACACACAGACUGAAAAACAGACGAUCAGAUUCACCUUCAGACCAAACUAACAACUUCCUCUGAGUGAGUACAGCUACAGGAGAGAAAAGUGGAAAACUAGAACUCUGCUGCUUCAACCUGCUGACUCUCCACACACUGAAUCUUCACUCGGAGACAAAAUGUCUUCCAGAUCAGAGGAGGAUCUCUGCUGCCCGGUCUGUCAUGACGUCUUUAGAGAUCCUGUUGUUCUGUCAUGUAGCCACAGCUUCUGUAAAGACUGUCUGAAGAGCUGGUGGAGAGAGAAACCAACACAUGAGUGUCCAGUUUGUAAGAAAAGAUCUUCAACGGAAGAACCACCUUGUAACCUGGUGUUAAAGAACCUGUGUGAGUCCUUCUUACAGGACAGAGAUCAGAGAGCUUCAGAGGCUCUCUGCAGUCUGCACUCUGAGAAACUCAAACUCUUCUGUCUGGACCAUCAGCAGCCAGUGUGUCUCGUCUGCAGAGAUUCAGAACAACACACCAACCACAGAUUGAGACCCAUCAAUGAAGCUGCACGACAACACAAGAAGGAACUUGAGGAAACUCUGGAGCCCUUAAAGGAGAAGUUAAAGGUUUGUGAAGAAGUUAAAGUGAAGUUUGAUCAAACAGCAGAACACAUUAAGGUCCAGGCUCGACAUACAGAGAGGCAGAUUAAGAAGCAGUUUAAGAAGCUUCACCAGUUUCUAGAAGAGGAAGAGGAGGCCAGGAUGGCUGCUCUGAGGGAGGAAGAGGAGCAGAAGAGUCAGAUGAUGAAGGAGAAGAUGGAGGCUCUGAGCAGAGAGAUAGCAGCUCUUUCACACACAGUCAGAGCAACAGAGGAGGAGCUGAGAGCUGAAGACGUCUCAUUCCUGCACAACUACAAGGCUGCAGUGGAAAGAGUCCAGCGCUGCCUCCUGCUGGAUGAUCCACAGCUGCUCUCAGGAGCUCUGAUAGACCAGGCCAAACACCUGGGCAACCUGACCUUCAACAUCUGGAACAAGAUGAAGGAGAUGGUCUCCUACACUCCUGUCAUUCUGGAUCCAAACACUGUUUAUCCAGAACUCAUCCUGUCUGAAGAUCUGACCAGUGUGAGACGAGUAGCGCGACAGCAGCUUCCUGAUAAUCCAGAGAGGUUUAAUUAUUAUCUCUCUGUCCUGGGCUCUGAGGGCUUUAACUCAGGGACUCACAGCUGGGAUGUCGAGGUUGGAAACAGUACAUACUGGAUACUGGGUGUGUUAUCUGAGUCUGCCCAGAGGAAGGGAACCAUAGAGUCUGGAUUAUGGAGAAUAGGGUUCUAUAAUGGUGAAUACUUAGCAUGGUCACCAUCAGCUUCCUCCAUUUCUCUCUCAGUGAAGAAGAAGCUCCAGAGGAUCAGAGUGAAUCUGGACUGGAACAGAGGAAAUCUGUCGUUCUCUGAUCCUGAUACUAACACACACAUACACACCUUCAAACACACUUUCACUGACAGACUGUUUCCAUACAUUAACACUGUGAAUGAACUGAAGAUUUCCCCACUGAAGGUCUCUGUGACAGUGGAACAGAGCAGUUACAGACGAAGAGGAUGGUUCUUUUAAUUACUCUCAUUUAUUUCUUAAAGGGAAAAGUCGCUGAAUUUAACCUCUGAAGUUUCUGUUCUCCUGCAAAUUGCAAAGUUAAAAAACAUUACAUGUAAUGUAUUGUUUAAAUAAAUAUACUGUGUAUGAAACUCUAUGUGAAAUAAUUCAAAAUAUCUGCACAAUUUUACAUUUGAUGUGAUGAAGUCAAAAUAAUUCUGUCUGUGAAAGUGUUUUUAUUCAGUUUUCAUCUGUUGAAUUCUGUCAUUUAAUCAGAAUUUAUUAUCAUUUAUUUGGAAAUAAAAGAAAAGAAUAAAGAAAUUAAUUUUCAUUCAUCUUCAUUGUCUGCACUUGUUAAUGUGGUACUACGUUCUUCACCCAAUAUUUACAGUGUACAAUGUAGUACAAAGUCAAGAGGUUGUGAUAUGUAGCACAACAAGUUAG
Thunnus maccoyii (southern bluefin tuna) is the source of this 2011-nucleotide messenger RNA. RefSeq names its product zinc-binding protein A33-like. Bases 176 to 1588 code for a protein of 470 amino acids. The transcript is spliced from 2 exons. Lineage: Eukaryota; Metazoa; Chordata; Actinopteri; Scombriformes; Scombridae. Gene Ontology annotation, molecular function: zinc ion binding; protein binding. The record is from RefSeq and is a predicted model, not a curated record.